Onychostoma macrolepis is the source of this 6032-nucleotide messenger RNA. RefSeq names its product kinase insert domain receptor (a type III receptor tyrosine kinase) (gene kdr). Gene Ontology annotation, molecular function: transmembrane receptor protein tyrosine kinase activity; ATP binding. Bases 193 to 4269 code for a protein of 1358 amino acids. Gene Ontology annotation, biological process: multicellular organism development; cell surface receptor protein tyrosine kinase signaling pathway; positive regulation of kinase activity. The transcript has 30 exons. Lineage: Eukaryota; Metazoa; Chordata; Actinopteri; Cypriniformes; Cyprinidae. The record is from RefSeq and is a predicted model, not a curated record. Gene Ontology annotation, cellular component: signaling receptor complex.
CGUCAGUGAGCGCGCAACAGGUCUCUCUCAGUGUCAAACUCAGAACUGUCCCUUUCAUAGUCUGUUCUUCAUCCGUCUCUGCGAGGUUAAGGAUUUUAAAGAGCACAACUGUGUCGUAUUAUCGUGAUGAGGAGUUAAGGAAUUUCUGAAUUUUGGUUUCAUGCCGGGACGGUCCAGUGUUACUGUCGGGUGAUGGCAAAGACAUCUCAUGUGCUUUCUCUCGUCGACAUCCUCUUUACCAUCAACUUGGUUAUAGCAAUAGAGCUCAGGUUUGUGCCUGAUCCUCCAACCUUAAACAUCACUGAGAAGACUCUCAAAAUCAAUGCUUCAGAUACACUGGAGAUCACAUGCAGGGGACGUCAGAUCCUGGAGUGGUCUACACCUCACAACCGAACCCGCUCUGAAAACCGGCUCACCACAACAGACUGUAGCGGCAAUGGACUGUUCUGUAGCACUUUAACGCUCUCCAAAGCAGUAGCCAAUGAGACUGGAGAAUAUCGCUGCUUCUAUAAAAACCUGCCUGUAGAGGAUGGAAAGACUUGUAUAUCUGUGUAUGUUUUCAUACAAGAUUACCGUACGCCAUUUGUCCGAAUGGCUCAAGAUUAUGAUGUGGUGUUCAUUCGUGAGGGAGAACAGGUGGUCAUUCCCUGUCUGGUAUCUGUGGAGAACCUAGACGUCACACUGUACACAAAGUAUCCAGUAAAAGAACUGGCCACUGAUGGGAAAGAGGUUAUCUGGGAUAGCAAGAGGGGCUUUAUCCUGCCUAGUCAUGUGGUCAGCUAUGCUGGGGUGGUCUACUGCCAAACCACUAUUCGAAACGAGACCUAUCAGUCCUCACCUUACAUUGUGGCUGUCGUAGGAUACAAGAUCCAUGACCUCACCCUGAGUCCACCUCAUGAGAGGCUAACGGUAGGGGAGAGGCUAAUGCUAAACUGCACCGCUCACACCGAACUCAAUGUGGGAAUCGACUUUCAGUGGACCUUCCCUCAUGAGAAGAGAGGCGUCAACAGCUCAAUGCCAAGGACACGCUAUGAGACCAGGUCUUACAAGAAGAAGCUGUGGAACUCUUUAGAACUGUCUAAUACUCUCAUUGUAGAGAAUGUAACUGUAAAUGACACAGGAGAGUACAUCUGCACAGCCUCUAGCGGUCAGAUGCAGAAGAUUGCCCGAGCAGCCCUCAUCGUCUAUGAGAAACCAUUUAUAGCGCUCAAUGAUCAGAUGUUGCAGACUGUGGAGGCAACUGCUGGCCAGGAAGAGGCAAAAAUCCUGGUUAAGUAUUAUGCUUAUCCAGAGCCCUCUGUCAAGUGGUAUAAGAAUGAUCAGCUGAUAGUGUGGAAGGAUGAGUACAGGAUUAAGCCCAACAGAGGAUCUCUUACUAUAUAUGGGGUUACAGAGAAGGAUGCUGGGAAUUACACUGUUGUCAUGACGAAUAAGAUUACCAAGGAGGAGCAGAGAAGAACAUUUCAACUGUUGGUUAAUGUUCACCCUAAGAUUUUUGAGAAGGAAGUGCCAAUGGAUCGAGAUGUUCACAUGUAUGGCAGUAGCCCUACACUCAGAUGCACAGCUAGUGGAGGAUCCAGCCCUGUCACAAUACAAUGGCAGUGGAUGCCCAGAGAGGACUGCCCAGUCAGAUUCCUACCUAAGUCAGACCAGAGUGUGGUGAAGUGUGACAAGUGGAGGGAGAUAUCAAAUAACACAGGGAAGAAUCCCAUCAUCAAUCCCACAUCUGUCAUUGAACGCUCUCUUAAGACCAUCAGCACACUGAAGAUCCAGAAAGCAUUUGAUCAUGCUCUCUACAGGUGCAUUGCUUCCAAUAAGAUGGGAAUAGAAGAGCGGGUCAUUGUGUUUCAAGUAGCUCGUUUCCUCAACCUAAGCGUCCUCCCCUCCAGCAAUCCUAUUGAGGGAGAGGAUGUGGUAAUGCGCUGUGUGGCCGAUCGACUGCUGUACUCUAACUUGCGUUGGUAUCGGGUAACAAACAUAGCCAACCCUGAUGCCUCUCCAGCAGCCGUGCCCUGUGAUACCCUUACCCUGUCGCCUCUCCACCAGACCAAUGUCACCAUAUCAGGCCUGCAGGGCACCAAUGCAACACUGGACCUGCCCAUACCCAAUGCCACAUUGAUGGACCAAGGCCUGUACGCUUGCCAAGUGGAGAACGUGGGCACCAGUGAGAGAACCUGCUUACUUCACAACCUCAGACUCAGAGCUCUUGAGAUGUCAAGAAUUGUGACCAAUCUGACUGACCAGAGAGUGAAUGUGAGUAACUCUACUACUCUAGAGUGUGAAGUCUCCGGCACACCAACUCCUACUGUAGUUUGGACUAAAGACAACCAGACCGUCAUGGAGGGAUCAGGUGUGAUUCUGAAACAUUCAAAUCGUGUCUUAACCAUCCAACGGGUGAAAAAAGAGGACAGUGGCCUUUACAUAUGUAUGGCCUGUAACCAGCAAGGCUGUGACUCUCGCGAGGCUCGUAUCACUGUAGAUGGUGCAGAAGAAAAGAUGAAUGUGGAAUUGAUCAUGCCUAUUGGUGCCGUGGUCAUCGCCAUGUUCCUCUGGCUCCUCAUCGUCUUCGUCAUCCGUAAUAGGAAGCGGCAGCCUAAUGAAGGAGAUCUGAAAACUGGCUACCUGUCAAUCAUUCUGGACUCAGAUGAUAUGCCAAUGGAUGAGCACUGUGAAAGACUGACCUAUGAUGCAAACAAGUGGGAAUUCCCACGUGACAGACUGAAGCUAGGAGAGCCGCUGGGCAGAGGGGCAUUUGGUCAAGUUGUGGAGGCGACCGCAUAUGGUAUUGAGAAGGCCACCACCUGUACUACAGUAGCAGUGAAGAUGCUCAAGGAGGGCGCUACCACCAGUGAGUACCGUGCUCUGAUGUCUGAGCUGAAGAUCCUCAUCCAUAUUGGUCACCAUCUCAAUGUGGUCAACCUUCUAGGAGCCUGCACCAAACCAGGAGGACCCUUGAUGGUGAUUGUUGAGUACUGUAAACAUGGUAACCUUUCCAGCUAUUUAAAAAGCAAGCGAGGAGAGUACAGUCCCUACAAGAAGCAAACGCCACGGAUGCCGUGUAGGACGGAGGCGCAACAGGAAGAGGAUUUGCAUGAGGGGGAUCUGGGUCUGGGAACCAGCACUCGGCUGGACAGCUGCACUGGUACUGCCAUGUGCACCAGGAUGGGAGAACAGACCUCCACGACCCAGCUGCAGGAUGAACAAGAGAGUUCAGACUGGGAUCACCUGACGAUGGAGGAUCUCAUCAGCUAUAGUUUCCAGGUGGCCAAAGGCAUGGAGUUCCUAGCCUCUCGAAAGUGUAUCCACCGGGACUUGGCAGCCAGAAACAUUCUACUCUCUGAAAACAACGUGGUGAAGAUAUGUGACUUUGGGCUGGCCAGAGACGUAUAUAAAGACCCCGAUUACGUCCGCAAAGGAGAUGCUCGUCUUCCUCUCAAGUGGAUGGCUCCUGAGACCAUCUUUGACCGCGUGUACACCACACAGAGUGAUGUUUGGUCAUUUGGUGUUCUGCUCUGGGAGAUCUUCUCACUUGGUGCGUCUCCAUACCCAGGUGUGUGCAUUGAUGAGUCUUUCUGCAGGCGACUAAAGGAGGGAACCAGAAUGAGAGCUCCAGACUACGCCACACCUGAGAUAUACCAGACCAUGCUGGACUGCUGGCUUGAUCGACCUAAAGAAAGGCCAACAUUUACUCAGUUAGUUGAGCAUCUAGGCAAUCUGCUACAAGCUAGCGCUCAACAGGAUGGAAAGGACUACAUCCCUCUGACAAACGGAGAGAUGGAAGAGGAAUCAGGGGCUCCUCACCUUAGUGUGACGUCGAAAAGAGUUUUCUAUCUAGGCAACAAAGAGGCCCAGCUCCACUAUGACAAUGCUCCACCCCUGGGGUUCCCACAGCAGAUCGACAGUUGCGGUGUGCCAAUAAGUAUGACUACUUUUGUGAACAUUCCCCUGGAGCACACUGCUGUAAUGAACGGUCACAUGGACUGUGGCGUGGGCUUAUCACGUGAGCAAAUGAAAGCUUUGGAUCGGCAAGUGCAAAGACCACUUAAUUUCAGCCCACUACUGCGAUGCAAGAGCAAGGAGUCUUUAGCAUCUGAAUCGUCCAAUCAGACCAGCGGCUAUCAGUCCGGCUACCACUCUGAUGAUGCAGAAGCCCCUAUAUAUGCCAACGAGGAGAUGAUCCUGAAGAGAGACAUUCGGAUGAAACCUCCACUGCCCAAGAGAAAUGACAAGUUCAGCGCAGAGGUCCGUUAUAGUGCGCCUCCAGUUUAACAUCUGUAGCGCUUCAAACAGUCUUCCUCUCUCUGUUAUUCAGAACCUUAGUGUAAUAGUUCAGCCAAAAAUGAACAUUUCAGUUACAUUUCAAGUUGUUCCAAUCCUGUGUGAGUUUCUUUCUUCUGCUGAACAUAAAAGAAGAUAUUCUGAAGAAUGUUGGUAACUGAUGUCCAUAGUGUGGAAGAAAAAAAUACUAUGGAAGUCAAUGGGUGCCAGCAUCUAUUUGCUUACCAACAUUCUUUAAAAUAUCCUCCUUUGUGUUCAGCAGAAGAAAGAAACUCAUACAGGUUCGGAAAAACUUAAGGGCGAGUAAAUGAUGAAACUAAAAUGUUCAUUUUUCAAUCUUUAAUGUAAUAGUUCGGCCAAAAUUUUUAAUUUGGACAUCAUUGCCUCACCCUCAUGUCUUUUUAAAUCCUGUUUGACUUUCUUUCUUCUGUUAAACACAAGAUGAGAUAUUUAUAAAACAAUGAAUGAAUGGAGCUGCUCUUUAUGAUGCUCCAUUUUGAAGCUUGUCAGCCCUUGGUCACCAUCCACUUACAUUGUCUGGUAGAUUACAACUUUGUUUGUUCCUUAGAAAGUCAUACAAGUUUAGAAAAACAUGAAGGCGCAUAAAUGACUAAUUUUUCUUUGGUGAACUUUCCUUUCAUGCUCAUGCGACAGAAUAGCCAAAGGGUAAUUUCCUACCUAGAAUGAGUAGCAACCUUCUCACUUCUCGUCCCGUAUUAGGUUUUUCCUGCCAUUACUCAUAAUAUUGCAACCGCAUGACUGCAUCAUCCAAAGUCAACAAACUGUUAAAUUGGCUGUCGAGCUUCGAUUGAGGUGCACCAUUAUCGCUUCUUUCGUAAUUGUAUGCGUAAAGGAAUCACUGACUCAUUUGAACUGUUAACUGUUUCUUUUAUCAUACUUACUUUUUGAAAUAAAUGUAAUAUAUUGUUUUGGAACGGACUGUUUUGGAGCAGAUAAGAUGUAUGUUUUAGUUUUAUUCUUCUAAAUGUCAGGGGAGUUUGGAGAGUGAGAAAGCCUUAGCCAUACAAUCAUGUUUACACAGACUGCGGAGCAAGAGUGGACUCUCAGUGUGUCCACGCCACUUCCUGAGCAAAGGCAUGCCCUCUUCCUACCGCACAGGAAAUAGCAACUGGAAUGUCAGACAAUUGAGUGUGUGAAUGUUUUCCAUUUUUUUUGUCUUCAUCUUCUGCAUUGUCUUUAAACGUAUCGUGACCAGACUUGUUCUCCCCCAAGCAACAAACAGUCUGUCUGAAUUUUGUUUUCUCAGCUUUGUUUCUUGGUUGGCCUUUUGAUUGUACAGUUUAUAAUGAGGGCCUUCUUUUUCUUUGUAAGAAAAAUGUCAGUAUUUUGCCAUUAUGAUUAUAUUAUUUAGUUAAACGUCCAUUAAUGUAAUUAGUUUUUUUUAAAUAAACACUCUUGCCAGUUAAAAACAACAUUUAUGUGUGCGUGUUUGCAUGCGCAAGAGUGCGCCGAUCUUCUGUGACCCCUCUCUUCCUGUAUCUGUUUCUCAGUGACCCUGACGAGACAAUGUACUCGUAUCUGCAGUUAUUUGUGUGCGUCUGAGAAACUGCAUUUUGGGUUUCAUGUGCUUGUAUUUUUGUGCAUGUGUGGGUGUGAACACUUGGGCCUGAGGAAACAAUGCUCACACAGCCUUGGGUGUUUUCCUAGGAGUGCUGCUCUCAAAAUGGCUGUCCAGAAUAGCAUGCACAAGGCCAUCAAAGUGCGGUGAGAUCUGCGCUCUGGGCCUUAUUUUU